CUUAAAGAAAUAAAGAGGCGGUGACCACCCUGCACGCUAGCCCCCAGUCCCUUCUCUGUCGCCGCCUCCUGCGGCGGCGGCAGCUGCUGUUGCAGUGAUGUAUUGCAUUGUAUAACAAUAAAAUAAAGCCAUCAAACAACGCUUUAAGGUUUCAUCUUCAACCCUACCACUUGAUCUCUCACUACAAAGAGAAAUAAAAAGAAAGAGGAGGAGAAGGCAAAAGCUAGCAAUCAGAACAAGAGAAAAAUAAAACCCCUACAAUGAUGCGCGGCAGCAACACGGUGAUCGGAGCCGUCAACUUCGUCACCUUUCUCAUAUCCAUCCCCAUUUUAGCCAGCGGCAUCUGGCUCAGCGCCAGGGCCAACUCCACCGAUUGCCUCCGUUUCCUCCAGUGGCCUAUCAUCGUCAUCGCCGUCUCCAUCAUGGUCAUCUCCCUCAUGGGCUUCGCCGGCGCAUGCUACCGCCUCGCCUGGCUCCUCCAGCUCUACCUCUUCGCCAUGUUCUUAGUCGUCGCCGCCCUGCUCGGCUUCAUUGUCUUUGCCUUCGCCGUCACCGACCGCGGCCAGGGUCAGGUGGUCCUGAACCGCGCCUUCCUUGAGUACCAGCUCUCCGACUACUCCGGAUGGCUCAAGGACCGCGUCUCCGACCCCGGAUACUGGGCCAAGAUCAGCGCUUGCUUACGAGACGACCACGCCUGCUACAAGAUGCCGCGCUACACCCGAGAUCCGGUCACCGGAGUCCUCGUGCCCGAGUCUCCGGAUAUGUUCUACCGGAGGAAUCUUUCCCCUAUCGAGUCUGGGUGCUGCAAGCCUCCAACUUCUUGCGGCUUUACCUAUGUAAAUGAAACAUUCUGGAUUGCGGGAGCAGGGAUGACUGUCAAUGACAUGGACUGCACAAGAUGGAGCAACAAUCAGCAGUCACUGUGCCUGCAAUGUGACUCAUGUAAAGCUGGAGUUCUCGCCAGCCUCAAGCAUAGUUGGAGGAAGGUUUCAGUGAUCAACAUAGUCAUGCUCAUACUCCUUGUCAUCAUCUACGUCAUUGGUUGUGCCGCGUUCAGGAAUGCAAAAAGGAUGCACAAUGGUGAGUCCUUUGGUGAGAAUCGGAUGACUAAAUCAAGGCCUAGCAGGAUGCACUUUUAGACUUCUUUUGUAAACUAAUAUUGUUUUGUACACUAGAAACAUAUUUGAUUAAAGAACAUCUUUGUAAUGUUGGCAUGAUUUUUUUUGCCUUAGGUGACCUAAGGAAAAGAAAGGCAUGAUCACGUGUGAAUUAGCUUU
Zingiber officinale is the source of this 1277-nucleotide messenger RNA. RefSeq names its product tetraspanin-3-like. The transcript has 2 exons. Gene Ontology annotation, cellular component: plasmodesma; plasma membrane. Lineage: Eukaryota; Viridiplantae; Streptophyta; Magnoliopsida; Zingiberales; Zingiberaceae. Gene Ontology annotation, biological process: auxin-activated signaling pathway. The coding region runs from base 261 to 1139 and encodes 292 amino acids. The record is from RefSeq and is a predicted model, not a curated record.